Messenger RNA from Nerophis lumbriciformis (worm pipefish), 3533 nucleotides. RefSeq lists its product as uncharacterized. Gene Ontology annotation, molecular function: nucleic acid binding. NCBI's taxonomy places the organism in Eukaryota, Metazoa, Chordata, Actinopteri, Syngnathiformes, Syngnathidae. The record is from RefSeq and is a predicted model, not a curated record. Gene Ontology annotation, biological process: DNA integration.
AGCAGAGCUAGCUCCACCAUUGAAGGAGAAGCAAGAGUGCUGGUACUUACCAACCUUUGGGGUCUAUCACCCCCAAAAGCUGGAUCAAAUACGCGUGGUGUUUGAUUCUAGUGCUAAGCACGAAGGCAUUUCACUCAACGACGUCCUCUUGAAAGGACCGGACCUGAAUAAUACCCUUCUUGGAGUCCUUAUUCGCUUCCGCAGAGAGCCGGUUGCAGUGUCCACCGACAUACAGCAGAUGUUUUACUGUUUCACAGUCUGGAAUGAACACCGUGACUUUCUAAGAUUUUUGUGGUUCGAAGACAACGACUUCACAAAACCAGUGACUGAAUACCAAAUGACAGUGCAUGUGUUCGGUAACAGCCCUUCGCCAGCUGUGGCCAUUUAUGGCUUGAGAAGGGCAGCUGAAGAGGGAGAGAGAGAACAUGGUACAGAUGCUAAGCAGUUCAUAAUGAGGAACUUCUAUGUAGAUGAUGGGCUUGCCUCAUUCUCCAAUGCUGAGGAAGCCAUCACCGUACUGUCAAAUGCAAGAGAGAUGUUGGCAGAGUCAAGCAUCAGGCUACAUAAGAUAGCAUCUAACAGCAACACUGUUUUGAAUGCUUUCCCCCCAGAAGACCUUGCCAAAGGCCUUAAGGAUCUAGACCUGACAUCUGAUUCACUCCCACUCCAACGCAGUUUAGGCCUCAGAUGGAACCUUCAAACAGACAGUUUCUCCUUCUGUGUGUCUGACAAAGAAAAGCCAUUUACAAGAAGGAGAAUCCUUUCAGUGGUCAACAGUCUCUAUGAUCCCUUGGGGUUCGUGGCACCUGUCACAGUUCAGGGCAAGGCACUCGUGAGAGAUGUCUCCACAGAAGAGUAUGAUUGGGACACUCCUCUACCAGAAGACAAAGCAAUCCAGUGGAAUGUCUGGAAAGAUUCCCUCAAGGAACUUAUGCAGCUCCAGAUCCAGAGAACCUACAUCUCUGUUUCUCUGCUCGCCACAGUAUACAGAGAGAUUUGUGUGUUCUCAGAUGCAUCAACUAUGGCUAUAUCAGCUGUAGCAUACCUCAGGGCAAUCGAUACAGAAGGACACAGCCAUGUCGGGUUUAUCAUGGGGAAAUCCAAGCUGGCUCCACGUCCUGCUCACACUGUUCCUCGUUUGGAAUUGUGUGCAGCCGUCUUGGCAGUGGAAAUUGCAGAGACAAUAAUGGAUGACAUCGAUGUAGAGAUUAACAAAGUCAAGUUCUACACUGACAGCAAGAUCGUACUGGGCUACUACAUACAUAAUGCGUCCAGAAACUUCUAUGUCUACGUGGCAAACAGAGUGACAAGAAUAAGAAGGUCCUCUACCCCAGAGCAAUGGCACUACAUCAACACCAAACUCAAUCCUGCAGAUCACGGAUCUAGGUCUGUCUCAGCGGCUCUCCUACCAGAUACCAACUGGCUGACAGGUCCAGCUUUUCUAAGAAAUCCAGAAGUGGAUGAAGUUCCACAGCCAGAGGCAUUUAACCUUCUGCAUCCUGAGACUGAUGUAGAAGUUCGCCCUCAAGUUUCUACUUAUGCUACGAAAGCCACAAGUGGACUUCCUGGCUCACACCGGUUUGAAAGAUUCUCCAGCUGGAAAUCUCUUACUCGUGCAAUAGCCAAGCUUGUCCAAAAGGCUAGAGUCUUCUGGAAAAUUUCAGAUGGUAUCCAGAAAAAAGAUGAACUCAGUCAAGCAAGACUGGUCAUAUUGAAAACAACACAACAAAAUGUGUACAAAGAGGAAAUGAAAAGCCUAGCAAAGGGUGAAGAGUUGUCUCGACACAGUCCGCUCAAGAGUUUGGACCCCAUCCUUGACGAUGAAGGAUUGCUGAGAGUCGGAGGUCGGAAUUCAUCAGCAGACAUGACCUGGGAAGAAAAGCAUCCGAUCAUUCUUCCAAAAGACAAUCACAUAUCUACCUUGUUGGUACGAUACUACCACGAACAAGUGGCCCAUCAAGGCAGACACUUCACUGAAGGCGCAGUUCGGACAGCUGGACUGUGGAUAACAGGAAGUAAGAGACUUGUGUCAAGUGUGAUAAACAAAUGCGUCACCUGCAAAAGAAUGAGAGGAAAGCUCGAAGAACAGAAAAUGUCUAACUUACCUGCGGAUAGACUUACCUUGAAUCCUCCUUUCACGAACGUUGGACUUGACGUCUUUGGGCCUUGGACCAUCUUAGCGCGCAGGACAAGAGGUGGAUAUGCAGAGAAUAAACGCUGGGCAGUCAUGUUCACCUGUCUGAGUACACGAGCGGUACACAUCGAGCUCAUAGAGACAAUGUCAACCUCCAGUUUCAUUAAUGCCUUAAGGAGAUUCACCGCCAUCAGAGGGCCUGUGAGACUUCUGCGUUCCGAUCAAGGCACAAACUUUAUUGGAGCUUGCAGAGAACUGCAAAUAAACUCUGAAGACACUGAGUUGAAAGCUCACUUACAGGACAAAGGCUGUACCUGGAUAUUCAAUCCACCACAUUCCUCUCAUAUGGGAGGUGUGUGGGAAAGGAUGAUCGGCAUUGCACGCCGCAUUUUGGAUGCUAUGUUGCUUAAGGACAACUGUCGCCUCUCCCACGAGGUACUUGUGACACUCAUGAGUGAAAUCAUGGCAAUCAUGAAUGCAAGGCCUCUAGUUCCAGUAUCGUCUGAUCCUGACAUGCCAGCAGUUCUCACGCCCGCAAUGUUGCUUACUCAAAAGACUGAUCCAGUAUCUGCUCCUCUAGGGAACAUGGAUCUGAAAGAUCUCUAUAACAAGCAAUGGAGGCAAGUUCAAAGUCUAGCCGAAACUUUCUGGAAACGUUGGAGACAAGAGUACUUGACGACCCUUCAGCCCCGCAAGAAGUGGAAGUCAGAAAGACCAAACUUGCAAGUAGGCGAUGUGGUACUUCUCAAAGACACUCAAGUAAAGAGGAAUGAGUGGCCCACCGGCAUCAUUGAGGAAACCUUCCCCAGCCGUGACGGAAGGAUUCGAAAAGUGAAUGUGAAGAUCAUCAAACAGGGGACCCCUAAGGUUUAUUCCAGACCCGUUUCAGAGGUCGUACUGCUCCUCAGUAAAAAGACAUAGUGGUAUCUUAAAAUACCAGACGGGGAGUGUUAUGCCCCACAAUGUUAUUGUCUAAGACACCUAGUGGUGGAAAUCAGUUUUGCAGUUUGUGUUCUAAUUUGACCCUCCUGUCUUGCCGUAGCCAGCUUAGUGUGGGUGUGUUUCAGAGAGCAGUAGAGAACAGUUGAGAGCAGAUGUCAAACAAACAGGAUGUACUGCAAGCUUUAAGCUUUCUUUUCGACUUUGAAGACUUUGAAGGUCUAAACCUGUAAGUUUAUGUGAAUGUUACAUGCAUAUGUAUAAUGUGACACAUUAUUUGUGCAUUUUCAGUUUAAGACUGCUUUAGUAAGAUAUUUGUGCCCAUUGUUGAAAGCUAAUUACUGGCAGCAUUUUGUUGGUUUGGAUGCUUUGUUGUAUAUAGAUGGAUGCUGAAUGUAAAAUGUUUGUUUAUGUCUUUUUGUUCACAGUUUUACAAAAUAUACGAUUAAUCUUUCACUAA